Molecule: messenger RNA, 1792 nt
Organism: Phaedon cochleariae (mustard beetle)
Lineage: Eukaryota; Metazoa; Arthropoda; Insecta; Coleoptera; Chrysomelidae
Source: the annotation of a GenBank genome assembly
ACUCAAAUUCAAAAUUUCCGUACAUAAUCAACUAGUCCAAAUUUCUAUCCAUUUUGAUUCAUUUUCAUUACAAAUAUGUGAUCUGGGAGUUUUUGCCAGUUCUAAACGCAGUCGAAACAUAUAAUAAAAAAUGUAUCCGCAAAAAAUUUCCCAAUCGAUUGUAUCAUCUCAACCUAACCUCGGAAAUUUCUUCAAAGAAAACAUGCCCCGAUUCUAUUUCAUCAAAUACAACAUGUUACUUCGCAGAAAGUUAGGAGAAUGCAAGAAUUUCAAAGACGUGAACAAGAAAAUCCGCGAUUUAAUCAAGAACGGCAAUUUCUACAGAAUAUUCCUGCAAGCUCCUCAGACCUCCAGGAACGGAGCAAACAACCUCCUCAAAGUAUGGGCCCACCACUGUGAAUGUGUACUCGCCCAGAGGCUGAGAAGAUGCCAUCAAAUGUUUUGCCUCUACUCGAAGUGGUGGGAAGAGAAGGCUCUAAAGGACUUCAUGAGGAAAAUGCGCCAGAGUCUAGCAAAAAAAGGUAAAGAGUUUGCUUUGGGCACUGUAGGUGUGUCUUUGUACAACUGGGAAGAAAACAGGAUACCAGAUGAAGACAUCAAGAAGCACAGUGGGGAGUUUGAGUAUAUCAAGACUCUCAAAGACAACACUAUAUGUUUAUCCUGUGACCCUACACAGAGAACCAGUAAUAACACUAGAAUUUGUGAGUGUGGGACCACUGGUAAACUUCCCACCAAAACUUAUGAUGAAUGGGUGCCUUUUAUUGAGAAAACUGAUUUGAUUGUUUGGAGGAAGCCCCACAGCUCUGGCCAGUCAGAGUAUAAAGUGUUUGGAUCCUAUGCGGAUGUGUCUGCUGAGGAUUUCUUGAAUACACAGAUUGAUAUAGAUUAUAGAAGGAAAUGGGACAAUACUGCUGUGGUUUUGGAAGUUGGAGAAACUGAUACUGACUCAAAUUCAAAUAGUGAUAUCAUUUAUUGGGAAAUGCUGUGGCCAAGGCUCUUUGUGAAUCGAGACUACGUUUUCCACCGUCGUUAUCUAGUCGACGAAGAAACGAACACCAUAUACAUAGUGUCACGAAGCACAGAGUACCCGAAAUUUCCGAAAUAUCCAGAGAAAUUUCGCAUAGAAGACUAUUGGUCCUACAUGGUCAUAAAACCCUAUGAAGACAUGAAGAAACCUGGCCUCGAGUUCAGUCUGACCUACUUCGACAAUCCCGGCGUCAACGUGCCGUCAUCUGUGACCAUGUGGGUGGCCACCAGGGCCAUGCCCGAUUUUCUGGCCAGACUGCGCGAAGCGGCGAAAAACUACAAGAGCUAUUGCCUGUCGGAGGGCGUCAGCCAAGCGUGCAAGGUGGUGAUAGAGGAAGAACGAUUGGCCGAGGCCCAGAGGCAGAAAGAGAAGCUGGAUUACUGCAGUUUUCUGCCGAAAAAAUUGAAAACGAUGUACCCGGAAUUCGAGCCGAUCGAGAUUUUGCUGCAGCAGUUCGACGCUAAUUUGAACAUAAGCGAUAGGAGUAAAAACGUGGAGAAAAAAGUAGAUAAAGAUGCUUCUGAUGAUGCCAAAUCGGAAAGCGGUGAUUUUUGGAAGUAUCUACAUCCUAUGUAUUAUUUUCAUUGAUUUUUUUUCUUAGAAGUUGUAAAUAAUAGAAUGAGCAUUAUAGGUUUUUUUGAAUUUGAUUUGUCCAUUUUUGACACUGUUCUGUGACAGCUGAGUGUAUUAUGUGGUUAGACUGACAGUUUUAUAUGUUGUUACCGUUUUUUCACAGUGACUGACUGAUAUUAUACAGAAAUUCUU